AAAUCGAUGUAAUUCUGAAAACCUGUUCGUAUAUCAUUGAAACGUUGAAUAAUGGUCUUGUAAUACGUCAAAGAUGGGGUGAGUCCUUUUGUCCACUAACUAGAAGUACAGAAUACAACAAGGGUCGCAAAUGUGACGUACGCUUCUUGUCAGCAUCAGGAUCAAUAUUAAACGGUUUGUUAAAUCGCAACCUGAAUGAUGAACAGGCGAAAAAAAUCAAUGUCCCUUUUUUGCAAGUUGCCGGCACAAGUGGUCAAAUGUUGGUUGAAGAUUUAGUUGAGGGUUUUUACGUUGUCUUUCCCGGGCCGACAUUUGAAUUUCCCACAAGACUUCAACAUAUCGAAAAUCUAAAGUCAGCUGUUAAUAUUAUCAAGUUUGUUAUGGAUAAGUACAUCCAAACAAACAAGAUAGUGGAAAAUAAAGUAAGUACGCAUAAUGCGUUUGAGCAUAUUUUCGGCAACAAUAACGAUCUUGAUAUGGAUGAACCUGUUCAUUGUAAAUCGGAAUUUAUUCAUGAACCGUGGUGGACCCCGAAAAGCAAGAAAUCAUAA
This is a messenger RNA of Ambispora leptoticha, 551 nucleotides long. The record is from the annotation of a GenBank genome assembly. Lineage: Eukaryota; Fungi; Glomeromycota; Glomeromycetes; Archaeosporales; Ambisporaceae.